GCUGAGCUGUGGGUCCCGGACAGGCCCACUGCCUCCUGAGGUCCUCUCUGGCUCCUUUUGUGUUGUUCUCUUCCCCACUUCCUUGCUUGUAAGGACACUUACCCUUUGACCCUGUACCUAUCUCCACCCUUUCUUCUUUAUUGCCCUGAUUAUCUUCCUUUUCCUGCACUCCAAUCACUUUUUUCAUGUUUCCUUCAGUGAAGGCGAGGAAACUGCCAGCUGCGUUUGCACCUUUCAUUAGGUGAUUGGAACUGCAUCCUGCCUGAUUACACUAAAAUUUUUUUUGAGAAUGAGGACAUCUGCCUGAUAGAUGCCUGAAAGAAAAAGUUAUUUUUAUUUUUGGAGUAGUUUCUGAUUAAAUUUCCUGGAGUGAGAAGAAGAGAAGCCAGCUGGUUUCACCCAGGAGUGGAUCUUUGGUUUGGGUUCCUAUGGCUUCCUGGCGAGCGUGUGACCUCAGGACACUGGUGGCUGUUGUGUGUGGGCUGCUGACCACCAUCGUUUUGGGACUGGGCAUCUGGAGGGCUGUGGUCCGGAUCCAGAGAGGAACAUAUGCACCCCCAGCAAGCACCCCUACAGGGUUCUGCAGGAAUGGUGGAACCUGGGCAAAUGGCAGAUGCAUUUGUCCAGAAGAAUGGAAAGGAUUGAGGUGUACAAUUGCUAAUUUUUGUGAAAACAGUACUUAUGACAGUUUUACUUUUGGCCGAAUUCCAGUGGGAAGUUAUGGCUCUUCCUUCGAAACAUGUGAAAAGGACACUCUAAAUGCGGGCCAUUCAAGAGCAACCCGGAUGUGCAGGCUUACUGAAGAGGGAGAAAUAAAAUUAGAUACACCAGAAAUAGGAAAUUGCGACUUAAAUCUGGAAAUUCUGGAAAAGCAGGUAAACAAUGCCACAACAAAUAUUUCAACAAUUUCUAAGGAAGUCCAUAUUUUAACAGCUAAUGUAGAUAUGUUAACUCCUGAGAACAUCACUUCUGCUACAAAAGUGGUUGGACAGAUCUUCAACACAUCCAGAGAGGCUUCACCUGAGGCAAAAGUAACUGCUGUAUCAACAGUAAGUCAACUUCUAGCUGCUAGUGAAGAUGUUUUUCAAGAAGCUGCUUCUGAGGAUGACAACACCUUUGCAACGCUUGUUCAGGAAAUGGAAGCUUAUUCCUUGUCUCUGGGUAAUGAUUCAGUGGUGAGCCCUAAUGUAGCGGUGCAGGGUGUUGUUUUGUCUUCAGGAAACAGUACAGGGUCUACAGGUGUUCGCUUUACUGUGCAGAAAGGAUCUAGCAGUUCUCUUGUUUCUGGCUCCACACAUGUCGAAACAAAUGUGAACGGCAUUAGUACCAACUCAAUGACCGAACUUCAGAUCUGGCUCGAACCCUUGGAAAGUAAUACCAACUCAUGUAGCUUUAUAGUAUAUCAAAAUGACAAGCUCUUCCAAUCAAAAACUUUUAAAACUAAAUUAAAUUUUACUCAAAAAGUUAUCUCAGGCAAAACUGAUGGGAAGGGGGAUGAUCAGAACACUUCUGUCAAAAUGGCCUUCCGACCACAGCAUAACCCAAAAGAAUUCAAACUCCACUCCUAUGCCUGUGUCUUUUGGAAUUUUUCAAAGAAGGAUUGGGACACAAAUGGCUGUCACAAAGACGGGAGAGCUGGUGACUUCGUGCACUGCUGCUGCAACCACACCACUAACUUUGCUGUUCUAAUGAGUUUCAAAAAGAACUAUAAAUAUCCUGAAUCACUAGAUGUAUUGUCCAUCGUUGGAUGUGCGCUGUCCAUUUCUGGUCUGGCUCUCACGAUUAUAUUUCAGAUUGUCACCAGGAGAGUCAGAAAAACCUCAGUAACCUGGGUGUUGGUCAGUCUGUGCACAUCAAUGUUGAUUUUCAACCUCCUCUUUGUGUUUGGAAUUGAAAACUCCAACAAGAAGUUAAGUGCAAAUGACACCCAAGAUACUGAUUCUAAUAGUAAUGAAAAGCCCAAAACAGAAACUGUGGACCCCGUGAACCCCAAAUGCACGGCGGUGGCUGCCUUGCUGCACUACUUUCUGCUGGUGACGUUUACCUGGAGUGGACUCAGCGCCGCGCAGCUCUAUUACCUUCUGAUCAGGACCAUGAAGCCUCUUCCUCAGCGUUUCAUUCUUUUCAUCUCCUUAAUUGGAUGGGGAGUCCCGGCUAUUGUGGUGGCGGUGACAGUGGGAAUCAUUUUUUCUCAGAAUUCGGCCUCAGAGUGGGAAUUAAAAUACCGGCAAGAAGCAAUCUGCUGGCUGGCAGUUUUGGACGGCAAUGAUUUUAUAAGAAGUCCAUUGUUGUGGUCACUCAUUCUACCUGUGACCAUUAUCCUUAUCACCAAUAUUGUUAUAUUUAUUGUCAUUACAGUCAAAGUGCUGUGGAAGAAUAACCAGAAUCUGACAAGCACAAAAAAGUUUUCAUCGCUAAAAAAGAUUCUUAGUACAUUAUCUGUUGCAGUCGUUUUUGGAGUCACCUGGAUUCUGGCAUUCUUGAUGCUCACUGACAAUGAAGACAUCAGGAUCAUCUUCAGCUACAUAUUCUGCCUUUUGAACACUACGCAGGGAUUGCAAAUUUUUAUCUUCUACACUGUCAGAACACCCAUCUUCCAGAAUGAAGCUUCCAAAGUGUUGAGGUCGCUGUCGUCAUCUGCUGGGAGAGUGAAGAUGAUGUCAUCAGCACCCUCACUGAGGCUGCGUGUGAGGAUGUAUAACAUGCUCAAGUCAUGGCCCACCCUAAAUGAACACUUCAGGCUGCUGGAUCCGUCUGUGGUUACAGAGGAAACGACACUCUCUGAGAGUGACCAAACACAAGUGCCUUCACAGUAAACACAGUAAAACUGUUGCCUUCUGUGGUCCUUUCUAUUCAGCUUGUGUGAGUUUUGCUUUUUCUAUUUCCUUCCUUUAGUAGCCAGUCUUUCCAGAAUGUCACCCUCAAUAUAUUUUGCUUAAAGUUAAAAAUCAGGUAAAACCUGUUGUUUAUUAUCAUUAGGGAUAAUGGAUCUGGUAGUUUUCUAUUAUUCAACAGAUUUCUUGCCCAAAUGAGCUAAAGAAUUCCACCAAGCCCACAGAGAGGUAGAAUUCUAAGUUUUUAGAUGUUUCAUCACUAUGUUGUACACCUGAACCUAAUACAUUAAAUUUCAAGAAAAAGGGGGGCCACAAGUUUAUACAUGUGUCAUCAUCUUCUCAAAAAGAAUUCAGUUGUUUGGGUAGACCACAUUUCACUUAUGCACUCACCCAUUUAUGGGCAUUCAGCCAUUUCCCAGCUUUGAAAACUAUGAAUAAAACUGAUAUAAACAUUAUUAUACUAUGUCUUUGUGUGGACGUGUGUUUUCUUUUGAAAUACCUAGUAUAAUUGUUGCAUCAUAGGGUAAAUAUACAUAUUUAACUUGGUAAGUAACUGCUGAACAGUUUUUCAAUGUGGUUGUACCAUUUUAUACUACCAACAGCAACAUACAAACUUUGGAGUUAGUUUUUAAAGUCCUGACUUGUGAAUAAUUUCAAAAUGUAGGUUAUACAUCCCUUUUUCAAGAUACUGAUCAUGUUUCUAAAAACAAUCCCACUUAAUAGAUCUUUUGUUUUAGACAAAGAAGAGGGAAAAGUAAAAGCAGAGUGGUAUGAUCUAAUACUCCUAUCUCUUUUGAACUAUAUUUCCCAGGGAACUAUAGUCCAAUUUUUAUCUUCUUUCGGUAGAGCUUUGUUACACGUGGAAGUAUCACAUUGAUAACUUGCUGAACUUUGAUAAAAGCUGCUAUGAAACUGUGAUAUAACAGUUGAGGCCUUCUGAACCUUUGCACUGACCAAAAAAAAAUGUAUUUUUUCCAGUCACAGUACUUGCCAAGCCAUUGCAGGUUAGGAAGCAUUCGGGAUGGGGAAUUGUGGACCUAACUACAAGUUAUGUGACUUGAGGCAAGACACUGGCAUCUCUGGGCAUAAGCCUGAGGCUCUACCUUUGUAAGGGCAUGGGUGAGACUAGAUGAACUCUAAAUUCCUUACCAGCUCUAAACUCCUGUGACUCUAACUGCAGGCUUAAAUUAUUUUAAAAUGUUCUUAAAACCCUUUUCCCACCUAAGUAUUACAUGUGUAUAUUUUUCUUAAAAAGAAAAAAAAAUAAAUUAAAAAGAACACUCCAGAUAGAGCCAAAGUUCCCUUUGACUAUUUUCUACCAAACCCAGGCCCUUCCUCUCCCCUUCCUUCCAAUUCUCUCCCCACAGUUAACCACCAUAAUAAGUUUGGUGUGUAUCUUUCCAUAUUUCAGGAAAUAGGUAUACACAGAAUUAUAUGCCCAUAGAAAUUUACUCAUGUGUGCCUUUUUCUUCUCUUUUCUUUCCUAAAUAAAUGAUAUACAGAACUAAUUCAGUUGACCCCAAGACCACUUUAAGGUUCAAUAAUUCAGUAAGAGACCUUAGAGGAUUCAGCACACUUGUAUUCUCUGUGCUGCAAAACAACAUAAAACAAAAUUAGCAAAGGAAAAGGUCAUAGGCAUGGAUAAAAGGCUGGAGAAAACCAGGCCCCAAGUUUCUGAAAGUCCCAGUACAGUCACACAGGAUGUGUUUUGCUCCUCCAGCAAUGAACUGUGACUGCGUGCCUGAAAUGCUGUUUGCCGGGGAUGCUCAUAAGAAACUCAGUGCCCAGGUGUUUCAUUUGGGGUUGCUCAUAAAGACACCCUCUGCCUGGCAUGUACCAAAAUUUCAGAAGGCAACCAGGUGUGCAGCAUCAAACACAUUAUUUAUACAAAAAGUUUAGGCACAAUGCAACAGUGUUAUCAAAGAAUAUUGGGAAUGCUUCCAAAAUCCUAUUUCCUGGACAUGAGUUGUGGGCCAGCCUUCUAAACUGGUCUUUCUAAGUAUUGCAGUUUUAGGCUGCUAUGUUAACUCUUUUCUGCACAGUAACAAAACUUUCUGAAACUUGCUUUUUUCACUCAAUAAAAUGUU
Molecule: messenger RNA, 4921 nt
Organism: Phyllostomus discolor (pale spear-nosed bat)
Lineage: Eukaryota; Metazoa; Chordata; Mammalia; Chiroptera; Phyllostomidae
Gene: ADGRG7
Product: adhesion G protein-coupled receptor G7
Exons: 16
Coding region: 429-2816 (795 amino acids)
Biological process (GO): cell surface receptor signaling pathway; G protein-coupled receptor signaling pathway
Cellular component (GO): membrane
Molecular function (GO): G protein-coupled receptor activity
Source: RefSeq, a predicted model, not a curated record